AUGAACACUGACUCACUUGAAGCUCAUUGGUUUGAACCACGAUCCUCAACUACAAUGAAGGGCUGGUCCUUGGUACUAGCAGCUCUUGCUUUCACACUGUUGCUGCUGUCAUCAUCAGAGGCCAAAGCUGAGGUUAACUCUUUGCCACUCAGAGUGAGGUCAUCUUCUCACCAAGCUCUGAAAGAUUUGCGGGGCCAUGGAAAAGAUCUUGCAAAGCAGGUGGAGUCAUGUUUCCGAGCAAUUCCCCCAAGCAAUUCAAAUCCAACUCAAAACAAGAUAAACAAGAGGCGAGCCUCCUUCCACCGUGUUCGUUGUCGCUGCUUCAUCAUCGAUCCAUCCACUCCAACGUGUCCCUCUACCCAGAGUUUUCACUUUUUCCAGUUACACUUACAAACAAACCAACACCAUAACAUAACGAUACAACCGAAGAAGAAGAUCGCAAUCGCAAUUCCCAAUCCUCUCUCAUAG
Sphenostylis stenocarpa is the source of this 468-nucleotide messenger RNA. NCBI's taxonomy places the organism in Eukaryota, Viridiplantae, Streptophyta, Magnoliopsida, Fabales, Fabaceae. The record is from the annotation of a GenBank genome assembly.